AUGCGUAUUCGGCAAGGCCCAGCAACACCCGAAAGAGAUGUAGACGCACCAGUUCCGUCCCCACUCGAGAGGAUAGUCUUUUCGAAUUUCUCCAAGGAACAGAUCCUGACAGAACGAUGGACAGCCGGCGUGCGACAAACUGCAGCUUACCUCUCAGUGGACCUUGCCAUGCUAGGACGCGUUGAUAUGGCCACCAGGAUCCAAGAGCUUCUGCACAAUCCUGCCUACAUACCAAAAGGCAUGUACGACGGGGCAGCCAACUAUUGGCCAUGCUUGAACUUUGCUUGGGAAGCAGCACAUAUCCAAGGACCCAAUAUGGACGAUGAGGAAGCGUUGCAGAAGAGACAAGAAGAUGAAGUGUUGUAUGUGGAAAAGCAGUGUUUUGAGGCCCCUCCAAAUGACAAACAUCAGAUCGAAGUAGAGAAUGAUCUGAGACGGAUUUUCCAUGAGGGGAUCGAUAGCUUUGAUGAGGAUGAAGUCGUGGCGACGAUGACAAAACUCUCAGAUAUGUGCACGCCAGGAUCUUUUCAAGGUCGCGCCGUGCGAGCCAGGGCGAUCGACUACCUGAUGCGCAAAGGAAGAAGACAGGAGGCGGAGAACAUGCUAGGUCUAGCCACUCAGGCUAUCCAGAAUAGCGCCUACAAGUUGCAUAACGAGAUGCCUAAGCUGCGGUACGCGUGGAGGCUGCUGGUUACAGGUGUACUUCGUGAUCAACUCGGAAUCGACAACAGAGAGCUCGAAGAGAAAGGUGGACAGGCGAUUCACACCAUUCAGCAACGAUUGCGUGAUGGUCCAAUUCGCCCGCUAGCACUGGAACCUAUGGAAGAACUCGCCGGCAUAGUUGAAGCUAAGUUUGGAUACAAGAUUCGCAACCCGCCCGUUAAUGAUGAGGACAUCGCGGGUGCGGAGGCUCGUCUUGAUGUUCCGCUUCCCAGAGAUCUCAAAGCUUUUCUUCACACUUCAAACGGAUUUUCUCGCGACGAAGUGGUCGUAAUCAACAGCAUAUCUGCCCUCAAGUGGCAGCCCCCACUCAUUCCAGAGUACCAGCUCAGCCUCCUGCCAGGCGUUGACGCUUACAAGGGCCCAGAUAUUGAAUACGUCGCGCUUGAUCGCGUAAUAUCACUCUCUGGUUAUAGUCGUUUGGGAAAUGAAUAUGUGUACUUGAUCGAGCCACAUUUCGUGAACGAAGCGCGAACGCGAUUACGCGACUACUAUGAGAAUCAAGCACAGCCUGAGAUGAGAACCAUUAUGGACAAGUGUGUGAAAGACUAUUUUGGUGGCUGGGACGAGUUACAGCAGCUGGACUGGGGUAUCACGCGGUUCAGGAAGUACGACUGUGAUUUCGUUCCGGGGUUCCAUAUAUUUCUGGAGGACCUGGCAGUGCGACCAGUAGAGCUAUAA
Molecule: messenger RNA, 1401 nt
Organism: Didymosphaeria variabile
Lineage: Eukaryota; Fungi; Ascomycota; Dothideomycetes; Pleosporales; Didymosphaeriaceae
Exons: 1
Coding region: 1-1401 (466 amino acids)
Source: RefSeq, a predicted model, not a curated record